This is a messenger RNA of Ornithodoros turicata, 671 nucleotides long. RefSeq lists its product as uncharacterized. The record is from RefSeq and is a predicted model, not a curated record. NCBI's taxonomy places the organism in Eukaryota, Metazoa, Arthropoda, Arachnida, Ixodida, Argasidae. Bases 25 to 615 code for a protein of 196 amino acids. The transcript has 2 exons.
AUUCUUGAAAUAUCCAAAGUCCGAAUGUACAGCUUCAUCUACGAAUCGCUCUUUUCUCGCUUGACAUGUCCAGUGCAAUUGAUCUAUAGCGACACGGACAGCAUAAUUUUUUCUCUCACGUGUGAAAGCCUGGAAGAGCAGCUGAUGAAGAUUGAGAGUGAGUUAGAUCUGUCUUCCUAUCCGCCGGACCACCCACUUUUCAACGACGAGCACGCGAAUCAGAUGGGGUACUUCAAAGACGAGACGGGAGGUGGAGUUAUUCAGGAAGUCGUAGCCAUCCGAGCGAAAAUGUACAGCAUCCUCUUGGCUGGGACACACAAACAGAUCGCGAGAGCGAAAGGAGUUAAGAAAGACGUGGUGAGGAAACAUUUAUUGCACGAAGUGUACCGAGAUUCUCUGUUCAAUGAAAAGGCGGUCUCUCAGAAGCAGUGCACCAUCCAGAGUAUAAAGCAAACGAUGUACACCAUUUCGAGACUCAAGAAGAGCUUGGUCCCCUACGACGACAAGCGCUAUCUCGUGGAUGCCGUACACUCCUUCCCUUAUGGAAGCUGCGAAUACGCAACGGAAAACCCGGAAGAGAGCCCGAGAGCGUCGACGUCGUCAGGCAUCGAGUAACCGCGGAACAAAGAGCUGCACGCGCAUGUAAUCGAGAAUAAAAGUUCUAGUCGAGA